This is a messenger RNA of Zasmidium cellare ATCC 36951, 1098 nucleotides long. RefSeq lists its product as uncharacterized. The transcript is spliced from 2 exons. The coding region runs from base 1 to 1098 and encodes 365 amino acids. The record is from RefSeq and is a predicted model, not a curated record. NCBI's taxonomy places the organism in Eukaryota, Fungi, Ascomycota, Dothideomycetes, Mycosphaerellales, Mycosphaerellaceae.
AUGGUCUCCUGGGGAACAAUCCAAUCCGCCGCCAUCUUCUUCGGACCCUGGCUCAUCCCCAAACUCCUAGCCUGGUACAGAUCAAUCCGCAACCGCCCAGCCUCACAAAUCAAGCCCCUCCCACGAAAAACCUCCUACGCCCUAACGGUCCUCUUCAUCUCCGGCCUCGUGGCCCUGAUCUCAACCCUCCCGCUCUUCCAACCCGAAAACAUCUUCCGCCUCACCAAAUCCCAACUCCGCACCACCGCCGGCGUCCUCCUAACCCGCCUCGCGGCCAUCCGAAACCUCACCCCUCAAGACGAAAAACUCCGCGACAUCUUCAACGAAGGCGGCCUCCCCGCGCGCCUGCUCUACGCGCGCUACGGCCCCAGCAUCCUCCUCAACUCCCCCCUCUCGCCCCCCGGCUCCCUCGACGCCCAAAAGGACUACCUCCUCUACGCCCUCCCCUCCCUCCUGCUCCCACACACCCUGCACCUCCUCACGCUCGGCCUCAUCACCUCCCCGCUCCUAGCAGGCUCCAUCCCCAGCCGCUGGCGCCCCCUCGCCACCAUCUCCGCCCUGGCCCUCGCCGCCGCCGAAGUCUACUACAUAACCACCUACAGCGACACGCCGAACCUGCGCUCCUCCCGCCUCAACGACAUCUCCUUCCCGCACUUCCAAGCCCCCCUCCUCCGCGGCCUCGCCAUCGCCACCACGGACGCCGCCCUCGGCCUCCUAAUCUACCUGCACGCCACGAACCGCGCCUUCGCCGCCCCGCCCACCCCCGCUGAACGAACCCUCGACACAGCCCUCUCCCUCGAGAAACUCCUCGUAAAAGCCCGCGGCGUCGGCGUCAUCCGGAAUGCCGUCGUGAGGGACCCGGGUGCGCGGGGGAGAGUGGAGGAUUACUGGCGCAAGGAGGGCGAGGUGAUGAAGGAUGUGUUUGAGGAGCCUGAGGUGUUGGAGGCGCAGCGGAAUGCGCUGAGGAGGUUGGAUACGGCGCGGGUGGGGAGGGAUGCGGAGGGUUUUGUGGAGACGAUUUUGGGGCCGGCGAGUGUGGCGAAUGUGGUGGGGACGGGAGGAGGACAGAGUCAGAGUCCUGUGGUUGUGGCUUCUUGA